Megalops cyprinoides (Indo-Pacific tarpon) is the source of this 4199-nucleotide messenger RNA. It is a transcript of the gene mideasb, whose product is annotated as mitotic deacetylase associated SANT domain protein b. Gene Ontology annotation, molecular function: transcription corepressor activity. Gene Ontology annotation, biological process: regulation of transcription by RNA polymerase II; negative regulation of DNA-templated transcription. The transcript is spliced from 13 exons. NCBI's taxonomy places the organism in Eukaryota, Metazoa, Chordata, Actinopteri, Elopiformes, Megalopidae. Gene Ontology annotation, cellular component: transcription regulator complex; histone deacetylase complex. The coding region runs from base 685 to 4023 and encodes 1112 amino acids. The record is from RefSeq and is a predicted model, not a curated record.
GUGUGAGCGUUUACUGGGAAGAGGAGGGCUGUGGCGGAAUUGGCUUAUACGUGUGUACAUGUUAGUGCUAUCUCGAUGCAAUAGUAUGCAAGAGAAAGACGGUACACUUUAGAUUUUCCGUCGUGCUUCUCUUUUUUUCCCCAGCCGUUUUGCAAAUAAUUAGGCAGCACCGAUACUCGACUUGACUGGAAGCGAAAUAAUAUCGUGAACUCAGCACAGCAUGACUCAACCUUGGAGAUGCAUGCAGUCAUUUCUGUUCGAUCACAAACUGGGUGCGUGGACCACGCAGUUAUGUUGGGAGUACUCGAAGGAGCUGGAGAGAAACGUUACAAUCGUGAUCAUGGGUGCCGUCUAUGAAUGAAGGCCACAAGCAGACCCUCAGACGUCUCAAUCCAGCAACCUUGGAACAGAGGAGGAGGAGGAGAGGGGCGUGUGAUCGCCAACCUCUAGUCCUCUCCCUUGCGAUUACCCCCUGUGGAGCUGUGACAGCCGCCCCUUAAGAUAUAUAUAUAUUUUUUUUACAUUUUUCUCCAUUAAAACUGCUAACCAGUCACAGACCAGUGGAGAGCUAGAAACAGACUAUUAGGCUCAGUAAAGACAGGCUGUAGGGCUUGUCAUUAUCGUGUGGUAGGGCAUUUGGAGCACCCUGCCCCCCCACCCACCUCCUUCAUUGAUGACCAAGCCAUGAGCUUGCCACCCCAGCAGAAAGCCAACGCCAAGAGGACGGGUAAACGCAUCACCUUUUUCAAAGACAAGGGCGUAGCCAUGAAGGAGCCAGUGCAGCAACCUGAGGGGGCCUACUUCAACCUGGGGCCCUCUGCCGCGGAGCAGAGGCCGGGUGAGGCCGGGGCCGUCGUGGUCUCCAGCUCGGAAGCACCGCACAUGUACCUGAACUCCGUGAUCUUCAGCCCAGAGAAGGGCGAGCAGAGCCGGGGGCAUUACCAGCAGACGGUGAAGUGGGCGCACCAGGACCCGGCGCAGCAGCCCGCCUGGGCCCAGGGCAUGCCCAUGCCCUCCUGGGGCCAGGGCUUCCCCCAGUACCUGGGAGGCAUCGGCAUGAAUGAGCCCAGGGGCCAGGCGGCCUUCCUGAAGCCCACCAAUGAGGGGGUCUCGAUGCAACCGCCCAGGCGGGCCCCGGAGAAGCAGCUGCCCAACCCCGCCGACCGGGACGCGGCAAAAGCGUCUGGCCUGGCAGCAGACUGGGAGCAGCAGCAGCAGCAGCAGCAGCAGACUGUAGCUGCCAUGCAGCACGCCCAGGUGCAGUCCUUCCAGCACGGCCAUAAGCCCGGCGUGCUGCCCAGCCAGCCGCAUGCCGCGGCACACACCGCGGCCAGCUCCGUACUGCAGCCCUUCCAGAUAGCUUUCGGGCAACCCAAGCAGCACCUGGCCUCCGACUACUACCAGGUGUUCCAGGGCAAUAGAACCCUGCCCAACAUGAACUAUGGCAUGCCACCAAAAUCCCAACACCAGCUUCAGCACCUGCAACACCAUCAACAGCUGCAGCAGCAACAGAGACAACAACAGCAGCAGCAGCAGCAGCAACAACAGCAGCAGCAGCAGCGGCAGCUUCAGCAGCAGCAGCAGCAACAGCUUCAGCUUCAGCAACAACAACAACAACAGCAGCUGCAGCAGCAACAGCUGCAGCAGCAACAGCAGCUGCAGCAGCAGCAGCAACAACAGCUGCAACAGCAACAGCAGCAACAGCCUCAGCAUCAACAACAGCAGCAACAAAUGCAGCACCAAAAUCAACACUUUGAGUACUUCUCUGGCACCCAUCUUAUGCACCCCCACUCACAUCUCCAGCAGCCCCCACCUCAGGCUCUGGGGCCGCAGGGGCCCUGUGUCCAAGUGCCCCUAGAGCCUCUGGACUCUGAUCCUCAGAAGUUCUCAUCCGGAUCCCAGCAGCCCACAGAGGCCCCUCAGCCGGUUCCCCGCAGGUCUCGCCGGCUCUCCAAGGAAGGCGUGCCUCCGUCAGGCGACAACCCCUUCCUCGCACCGAUGACCCAGCCAAGCCAGGGAUCCCAGAAUGGAGGUCCCGAGGCGAGAGGGCCCCCUGCGAACGAGGACAUCCAGGCAGCGCCCACAGGUGUCAUCCAGAGCACCCACAGGAAGCGGAGGGCCUCCCAGGAGGUGAACCUGGAGACGCUGGCUCAGAAGGCUUCGGAAAUGGAGUCCUUACCCCCGCAGGUCAUCAAGCAGGAGCCAGAGAAAAUGUGGAGCUCUAACGCAGCCUCGUCGGUCCCAGGCCGAGGAGCCACGGAGGGGGAGGGCGUGAGCGCCAAGCGUCCCCGCGACGAGAGCCUGUUGCCGCUGGUGAUCCCCGUGUCCGUGCCCGUUCGGAGGGCCGACCACCCCUCGCCGGACCGGGAGCAGACGGACCCGUCGGAUCGCUGGCCGCAGCAGCCGGCCGGCCUGCAGGGCCCGGCCCAGCCCGAGCACAAGCCCUCCGUCAUCGUCACCCGCCGGCGCUCGCUAAGGAACUCGCUGUCGGAGAGCUCCGGCCUGAAUGGUGGAGGGGAAGGAGGAAAAGACGACGAUGGGAAGUCCGCCAAGUCGAAGCGGCGGCCCCGCCCGGAACCCCUGUUCAUCCCGCCCCCUAAAUCCAGCAUCUUCAUCGCCCCGCCGGUGUACUCCAACAUCACGCCGUACCAGAGCCACCUGCGCUCUCCGGUGCGGCUGCCCGACAACCCCCUCACCAUGCCCCCCUACACGCCUCCGCCCAUCCUCAGCCCAGUGCGCGAGGGCUCGGGCCUCUACUUCUCCACCUUCCUGUCCUCCGCCGCCGCCAACAGCCAGGGACUGCCGCCUCCGGCCACGCCCAAGUCGGCCACCCGCAGCCUGCUGCGAUCCAACAGUUGUGACAUAACGCCCCCAGUCCUCUCUGCGAUGAAUGAGGCUACGCCGGUCAGCAUCGAGCCACGGAUUAACAUUGGACCUCGGUACCAGGCAGAGGUGCCGGAUAUACAGGACCGUUCAGCAGCCCAACAGGACCAGCACCUGGCUGAGCUUGUGUGGGCACCGCUGCUGGAGCUAGAAUCCAAACCCAGUGAACAAGAAAGAGUGGAGGACCUCAUGCACCUGGCCUGCUCCAGUGCUCUGUGUGGAGGCGGGACCAAUCAGGAGCUGGCACUUCACUGCCUCUAUGAAUGCAAGGGUGACAUUCUGGAAGCCCUCACACUUCUGCUGCUGAAGAAGCCAAUAUUCGCCAAGACCCACCCUCUGGGUGACUACCACUACUCAGGGUCAGACAGCUGGACGUCAGCAGAGAAGCGCUACUUCAACAAAGGUAUCUCCGCCUACAAGAAGGACUUCUUCAUGGUUCAGAAACUGGUGCGAACUAAGACCGUGGCACAGUGCGUAGAGUUCUACUACACCUACAAGAAGCAGGUAAAAAUUGGUCGCAACGGGACCCUUAUCUAUGGCGACACAGAGCCCCCUGAGACACGGGCCACGGAGAUGGAGGUGGACGUCAAGAGCUCUCAGCGAUUUGAACCACGGAAGGAGGAAGACGAUGACCAUAAGUGGGACGAGUCAUGUGACAGGAAGAGGGACGGCAGCCCCGCCAGGGUUACGCAGACUCUGCAGGCCACUGAAAAUCAGGUGGGCGCGGUGCUGGUCCUGACGAGCCAGGAUGACUCCCGGAAGGAGCAGCCGUCUCGGGUGGUCAGCCAGCCGCCCCAUCCGCUCCCUCCGCCUGCGCCCCCCAAGCCUCGGGCCGAUCCCGCUGGGAAGAAGAGCGGGACCUCCACCGUGAGCAAGGGCCAGGCCGCCCAGGAAGGCGAAUUCCCUUGCAAGAAGUGUGGCAGGGUGUUCUACAAGGUGAAGAGCCGCAGCGCUCACAUGAAGAGCCACGCAGAGCAGGAGAAGAAGGCGGCCGCGCUGCGCCAGAAGGAGGCGGAGGAGCGGGCGGCGGCGGCCGCGGCAGCGGCGGCCCGGCAGAACGGGGCGAGAGAGCAGGGCGAGGACACCACCGAGGAGUCCUCAGAGGAGGGCGAAGACGCCGACGACGAGGACUGGCACUGAGCCCCUCCCCGAAAACGCACGCUCGGAGAACGGCACGGCAUGCGCUCGGCCACAGCAGCAUCACCCUCAGAACAAAGACACACACCUCUGAUUGUUUCUUUUCUAGUGGGAUUCCCCCCCUCCCCCCCUUUGGACACAUUCAACGACGGGCUUACCCGUGUGUGCGUGCCUGAGUG